Messenger RNA from Momordica charantia (bitter melon), 2900 nucleotides. Its product is annotated as EIN3-binding F-box protein 1. The record is from RefSeq and is a predicted model, not a curated record. Gene Ontology annotation, molecular function: protein binding. Lineage: Eukaryota; Viridiplantae; Streptophyta; Magnoliopsida; Cucurbitales; Cucurbitaceae. Gene Ontology annotation, cellular component: SCF ubiquitin ligase complex. Gene Ontology annotation, biological process: SCF-dependent proteasomal ubiquitin-dependent protein catabolic process.
CUUCUCUUUCUUCUUUCCACAAACCAAAUAUUUUCCCCCUUCCUCUUUUUUCCCCCUUUUGCCUCUCUGGGGUUCUCUGCAAAUGCUCUUCUCCUUUCUCCCAUUCUUGAUUCUUGCCUUCUCUGCGACUUCCGAGUUCGAUUUCUGCUCUGGGGAACCGUUUCCGUUUCGAUUCUUGUGGGUUGUUGUUGUUCUUCUGCUGUGCCCAUGCCUGCUCUCGUCAACUACGGUGGUGAUGAUGAAUACUACCCUGGGGGUUCCUUUUACCCGAGCCCCAUGGAUUUGGAUGGCUUGCUGCCUACUAGCUCUCAUGUCGAUCUGUAUUUUCGUCCUAGUAAGAGAGCUCGGAUCGGUGCCCCAGUUGUCUUUGGAGGAAGGGAACUUGAGCUGGAGAGUAGUAGACCUUCCAUUGAAGCUCUUCCUGAUGAAUGCCUCUUUGAGAUCUUCAGGCAUCUGCACAGUGCUAGAGAGAGGAGCUCAUGUGCGGGCGUCUCGAGACGGUGGCUUAUGCUUUUGAGUACUAUUCGUAAGGCUGAAAUUUGCAAGGAGCAGCAGAAGCCUGAAUCUGAUGAUAUCUCGAUAAUGAACGGUGACGACGAUCAAGAAGUUGAAAGUAAUGGUUUUCUUACAAGAUGUUUGGAAGGAAAGAAAGCUACCGAUGUACGACUUGCUGCUAUUGCUGUAGGAACUAGUGGACGUGGGGGUUUGGGCAAGCUUUCUAUUCGAGGAAGUAACUCUACUCGUGGAGUUACCAACCUUGGUCUUUCGGCAAUUGCCCAUGGCUGCCCUUCUCUUCGAAUGCUUUCUCUGUGGAACGUGCCAGCCGUUGGGGAUGAAGGAUUAUUCGAAAUAGCUAGAGAAUGCCAUUUGCUUGAAAAGCUUGACCUCUGCCACUGCCCUUCAAUCUCAGACAAAGGUUUGAUUGCAAUUGCAGAGCGAUGCACUAAUUUGACCUCUUUAAAUAUUGAAUCAUGUCCAAAGAUUGGAAAUGACGGUCUGCAAGCAAUUGGAAAAUUAUGUUCUAAACUGCAGGCGAUCUCUAUUAGAGAUUGUCCUCGUGUUGGGGAUCAAGGUGUUUCGAGUCUAUUUGCAUCAUCUUCUUGUGACAUGACGAAGGUAAAGAUGCAGGCAUUGAACAUAACGGAUUUCUCGCUUGCUGUGAUCGGACAUUAUGGCCAGGCCAUAACACACCUUACCCUCAGCGGUCUUCAGAACGUUAGUGAGAAGGGAUUUUGGGUCAUGGGUAGUGCUCAAGGCUUGAAGAAAUUGGCAUCGUUGACAAUUGCAUCUUGCCGAGGGAUGACUGAUGUGAGUCUCGAAGCGAUGGGAAAGGGAAUUGGAAACCUGAAGCAGAUGUGCAUCCAAAAGUGUUGUUUUGUAUCAGACAAUGGAUUAACAGCUUUUGCCCAAGCUGCAAGGUCGCUCGAGACCUUGCAACUAGAAGAAUGCAACAGAAUCACCUUACUGGGCAUUGGUGGCGCCCUCUCGAACCAUAUCCCGAAUUUGAAGUCUUUAAAUUUAGUGAAGUGCAUGGGGAUCAAGGAUAUAGCUCAAGAAGUAACAUUGCCCUCUAUUUGCACCUCCCUUAGAUCCUUGUCCAUCCAAAACUGCCCUGGCUUUGGUAGUGCUAGUCUUUCAAUGGUUGGGAGCUUAUGUCCUCAACUUCAGCACGUUGAAUUGAUUGGCCUUUACGGUAUUACCGAUACUGCAAUGCUUCCACUUCUCGAGACCUGCCAAGGGCUUGUAAAGGUGAACCUGAGUGGCUGCAUAAAUUUGACAGACGGAACGAUUUCAACAUUGGUUAGGCUGCACGGAGGAACCAUCGAGGUUCUGAAUCUUGACGGAUGCAGAAAGAUUACCGAUGCGAGUUUGGUGGCUAUUGCAGAUGGUUGCUUAUUACUGAAUGAACUAGAUGUUUCGAAGUGUGCAAUUAGCGACGCAGGGCUUGCAUUUCUUUCUUCUUCAGAGCAGAUCAAUUUGCAAGUCCUUUCCCUGUCGGGUUGUUCUGAAGUAUCAAACAAGAGCUUUCCUUUCCUGGAAAGAUUGGGGAAGUCACUCGUUGGAUUGAAUCUCAAAAACUGCCACUCGAUCAGCAGUGGCACGGUUGGGAUGAUUGUUGAGAACUUAUGGAGAUGUGACAUUCUCGUCUAACCAUGGAUAUUAAGCUUGGCAAGGUAGUUAAAAAGAUACGAGUAGAUAUCGACAAGUUCCCAGUUACAGUUUCUUAGUUACAGUGGUAUAGGUACAUCAAAUAUGUAUGGUCUUUUUCACACAGAUAGUAGCAUUCAGCAAAGUCUGUUCUCCGUAAACAGCGGGCUUCCCGGCAGCGCAAUCUUUCCGUGGCUCGGUUGUUUUAGGGAACUAUGGCCAAUUACCUUAAUUUUUUGCAAGCUUUCUUCUAGCUUGUUCAAGUGUUUUGGGUCUCCAUUGAUGGAGGCUUCCUCUUUGAUGGCCAUGGCUCCUUAAGAAAAUACAAUCACCAAGUCACAGCUAAGAUUUUCCUGUCUUUGUACUCCCACUGAUCUAGCUACUGGUUUUGUCAAGCUGAAUGUUCUUCUAUAACUUCCUGUUUUAGCUUACACACAUUACUUCGAUGUAAUCUGGUAUAAGCUUUAUAUAUACUCUCCUGUCAUAUAACUCUGUUGUGUUUCAAAUAAGUCUUGUUUGUUCGGUUAAAUGUCCUCGUUCUCGUCCAGUUUCAGUCUUUCGUGUUCUUUUGCAUCUGCCGUGUUGCUUCGAGUGGUUGUAAGUGUGUUAAAUGUGAGCUUUGGUCUCGGUAGUGUGUUCGUUCGGUCUGCGAUCGCGACCUAUGGUAUCGUCGUUUUCGGUUUAAUAUGUGCACGUUGUAACUUGUGUGUUUACUAAAUAAUGAGAAGACGUGUUCUUCUUUGUUUUGUAAA